AUGUCCGGCACUUCCAUCCCCAGCAGUCUACCCCUUCCCCUUCCCCUGAGCGACCUGCCGACUUCCGGCGGUCUCUCGCUCGACACAACGUACGGCGCCUACCUGCUAGGUACCUUCGUGAGCUUGCCAAUGUAUGGGCUGAGCCUACAUCAGCUAUUUCGGUAUAUUCGACUGUAUCCCAAGGAUACGACGUACAUUAGACUUUUGGUGGCCACAGUAAUGACUUUGGAAACGGUCCAUGUCGUCUUGGCGAUGCACGUAUGCUAUCACUAUCUCACAACGAAUUACUUCAACCCAGUUGCGCUAUUGUCACCGGUUUGGUCCAUCACGGCCCAACCUGUCGCGUCGAACAUAGUCGCGUUAGUUGCGGAGAUCUUUUUCGCUCGGCGAGUUUCCUUGCUGGGACCUACGCACCGGAUCAUCGCCGCCAUCGCUAUUAUUCUUCUUCUAGCGCAGUUUGGUUUCACCGUGGUACUGGCAAAGAAGAUCUCUGGGCUCCAGGGUACUACUGCGGGCGGGGUUACGACCUGGAUCUCCCCCGUUAAUUUUGGGUGUGCGGCGCUCGCCGACAUACUGCUCUCCGGGUGCAUCAUUCGUGCCAUGAGACGCAGCAGAGCCCACAGCGAAGGCAAGGGCGACAGCCUGCUGGAUCUCUUCAUGCUUUAUGUUGUGAAUACAGGUCUCCUGACGGGGAUCAUGAACGUCAUCCCUGGCAUGAUCUUGGCACUGGCCCCGUCUAACGAGAUGCGCUGGACGGCAUUCAAUUUCGUCACAUGCAGGCUGGCCGCGAACACUCUUCUCUCCGUCCUGAAUUCGCGCAAGAUGUCAUUCACUCGCGGCAUGGAGAUCCUGGACGGCAAGGUGGCCGGCAGGAACAUCAUCGCACGCGCAAAUCAGCUCGCGGCGGCCGAGCGCUGGGAUGUGCCCCAGGUUCCCGACGUCAGCGCCGCACCGAUCAAGGUCGCCGUCCAGACAGAGACGGAAACGGAUCAGAGCGCCCAGAGAUUGAGCGGGGAGUGUCCGCGCGUUCGUCUGGAUUUAAAGGGCGCGCUCUUGGAGCUUGAAGAUGCAUAG
Trametes versicolor FP-101664 SS1 is the source of this 1074-nucleotide messenger RNA. RefSeq lists its product as uncharacterized. The record is from RefSeq and is a predicted model, not a curated record. The transcript is spliced from 21 exons. Bases 1 to 1074 code for a protein of 357 amino acids. Lineage: Eukaryota; Fungi; Basidiomycota; Agaricomycetes; Polyporales; Polyporaceae.